CCCCUCCAAGACCCAGCCCGCUGCCUGCCACUUUCCUCUCCAAACGCUAGUGGGGGUGGGUGGCAGCACCGAGGCGAUUUUCUUCGUCUUUUUUUCCUCCGGGUUUUGUCAUGGAAACGCUGACAGAACCUCCAGAAGGCGGCCGAGCCUGGCCCGGGACCGAGGGCUUUUGGGACCCUGCGGGAGCGCAGCGCGCACUCCGCACUCCCCGGGCAACAGCUGGACGCGACCAUGUCCCGGGUAGGGGCGGGGGGAGCGCGAUGCUCCGCCCCGGCGCUAGGGCCCCUCCCUCCUCCCGGCUCUCCGCAGGCGCCCUCCCCUCGCUGGGGGCCGCGAGUUGCUUUUGGUAAAACCCAGCCCCGGAAUAUAUAGAUCAUAGAAGCGCAAUGAAGUAGCCUUUGGAGAGGAGGGAGGGGGCCUGUCCGACAGCCACAGCGGCCAGCGCAGCGGCAGCGGCGGCGGCACCACCAUCUCCGCUCGCACCCCAGCAGCCCGGCCCGCGACGAGGCAGCGGCGGCCGCCGGCGGGAGCGGAGGAGGCGGCGGAGCGGCGAGAAGGAGGAGCAGGAGCGCGCAGCCGGCGGCUCCACGCAUCUCAGCACUUCCAGACCAACUCCGGCACCUUCCACACCCCUACACGGGCUGGGGGCUCCGAGAGCCACCGCAAAGCGAGCCCGAUCCUCCCUCCGAGCCUUGCUCAGCUCUGCCCCGCGCCUCCCGGGCUCCGGUCCGCGCGGCGGGGUCCCUACUCCUGCGCCCCGGGCGCGCCUCCCGGACUCCCCGGUCCCUGAAGCCAGGACAAAGCCAUGAAGCCAGCGCUGCUGGAAGUGAUGAGGAUGAACAGAAUCUGCCGGAUGGUGCUGGCCACUUGCUUGGGAUCCUUUAUCCUGGUCAUCUUCUAUUUCCAAAUCAUGCGGAGGAAUCCCUUUGGCGUGGACAUCUGCUGCCGGAAGGGGUCCCGAAGCCCCCUGCAGGAACUCUACAACCCGAUCCAGCUGGAGCUCUCAAACACCGCUGUCCUACACCAGAUGCGGCGGGACCAGGUGACAGACACGUGCCGAGCCAACAGCGCCACAAGCCGAAAGCGGAGGGUGCUGACCCCCAACGACCUGAAGCACUUGGUGGUGGAUGAGGACCACGAGCUUAUCUACUGCUAUGUGCCCAAGGUGGCCUGCACCAACUGGAAGCGGCUCAUGAUGGUGCUGACCGGGCGGGGGAAGUACAGCGACCCCAUGGAGAUCCCGGCCAAUGAAGCACACGUCUCCGCCAACCUGAAGACCCUGAACCAGUACAGCAUCCCAGAAAUCAACCACCGCUUGAAAAGCUACAUGAAGUUCCUGUUUGUCCGGGAGCCCUUCGAGAGGCUGGUGUCCGCCUACCGCAACAAGUUCACCCAGAAGUAUAACAUCUCCUUCCACAAGCGGUACGGCACCAAGAUCAUCAAACGCCAGCGGAAGAACGCCACCCAGGAGGCCCUGCGCAAAGGGGACGAUGUCAAGUUCGAGGAGUUCGUGGCCUAUCUCAUCGACCCACACACCCAGCGGGAGGAGCCCUUCAACGAACACUGGCAAACCGUCUACUCACUCUGCCACCCCUGCCACAUCCACUAUGACCUCGUGGGCAAGUACGAGACACUGGAAGAGGAUUCUAAUUACGUCCUGCAGCUGGCAGGGGUGGGCAACUACCUGAAGUUCCCCACCUAUGCAAAGUCUACGAGAACUACUGAUGAAAUGACCACAGAAUUCUUCCAGAACAUCAGCUCAGAGCACCAAACGCAGCUGUACGAAGUCUACAAACUCGAUUUUUUAAUGUUCAAUUACUCAGUGCCAAGCUACCUGAAAUUGGAGUAAAGGGGGUGGGGAGAGGGAGAGAAUCAUGCUUUUUAAUUUAAGAUUUUUAUUUGUCAAAAGAAUUAUAUGGAUAUUGGGUUAUUUUGUAAAUUAAUAUUUCUUUGGGGAUGAUGCUGCGAGCAGCAUAGUGAGAAUUAUUUAAAAUCCUUCGUAGGGAAGGACAGCUGUCUUGGCAGGGGAAAUAAGAUGGGUCGUCCUUUGUCUGUAGAAGUGAAUACUGCAACACUGUCUCAAAGGUUUCCUUGUGUUCUGGUGAAUUCCAUGAAUUGUGCAUUCCAUAAAUUCUAAUUAAUAUUAUUUAUAGUUAUUUAAACAUGGUCUCAUUAUUUCUUUUUGUGGCAGCAAAAUUCUAAUGUCUUUCCAGAAGAAAUCUGUUUCCUGCUUUGCUUGCUACAGCUCAUUUGGAGGCAUGAAUGUUCUCCUUACUAACCUCUCAUGGAGUCAUGUGAUAACAGCCAUUGUCAUGUGUACGAAUGCCACCGUUCUUGAUUUUCUGCUAGAAAGAAGUAGGUUGCUAUUGCACUUAGAGGCGUCUUUGCAAGGGACUUAUACCAAACCAAUUUCAAUCGACCUGAAAGUCCCUUGCACUAAAGAAAUGUGAUUUUUUUUUUUUUUAACUCAAGGAGAGAGUUGAUUGUAGCAGUUUUUCACCAGAAUUAGUAAUCUGAUAGAAUAGGCUUUUUUAACAGGAAUUCUAAGCUGGCAGUGCCAGUUGUAGUGAAGGUAAAGUUGCUGUUGCUUUAUAUUCAACAAGUAUUUAUUAAGCAUCUACUAUAUACUAGGCCCUGAAGAUAGAGUGUUGAACAAACCCAAGAGUCUUGGCCCUCAAAAAGCUUUACGUGACACAGAGCAUCCAGUUUGACAAUUAGCAAACUCUUGAUAUUCAUGGACUUGACAUGACGUUUGGACUAUUCAUGAGCAACACCAGAAGGUCCAUGACCCCUACAAAUUUGCAUUUUUCUAUGGCCCAAAUUUGAAAACCUCACAUUCGGAGCAGGCCACUUAUUUUUGUGAGUGAUUCCAAUCUCAUUGCCCAACAGAAAAGAUGCUAAAAAAUGUUUCCUAUCAUGUGCCUGCUCCAAUUGAUGGGUAAUGUCUGCCUUUAAACCCCAGAAUGGAUUCUCCAGGCGCAGUGUGGAAGGGUACUGUGGUUGAUUAGCAAUGUCUGCCUUGGGUGAGGAAAGGGGAACACUCCUCAAGUGCCUCCCACUGUCAUCUCCAUCCAGCCCAGCACCACAUCCCCGUGUAGAAGUGUAGUCUUCUACUGCUUGCCACAUACAAGUGUGAAAUGCCGAGGUGAGACUCGUACACUCGGGGAUUUGCAAUGGUUUUUACCCCUCAUGAAGGCCAGAGGUGGACUAUUUGUACACAUAUGCACAUGAAAUACCCUCUCACGUCCUCCAGAGGCUGAAAGAUCAUCAACACCUCGGUAACUGCCAUGCAUGAGCAAAAAGGACAGCCUUCCAUGCUCUUAAUCCAUGCCCCAUUUCCUCUGGAAGGCUGGAAACUUUUCAUUUCCUGUUCCUUGCUAAUUAACAUCUAAACACGCUUCUCAUUUCCAGCCAUUGCCGAUGCUUCUUGGUUGAAGUUUGAGCCACAUCCCUCUUACAGCUAGUGAAUGAGUUGGUAGCAGAUACUGUAUAUAUUAAUAAUAGUUUUAAUAAUACAGGAGGGUGGGAUGGGGUGUGGGUAAGUUUUGCCUUUUGUUUUGUUUUUGAUGCAGUAUAUAGUGAAGGGGUGAGGAUAUUCUAAACAAACAAAAAAUGAAUAAUUUAUUCACAGAAACUAUUAAGAUUGUAUUGUAAAGCUCACAGCAAGCUCAGUGGGCAGCAGCUGCAACAUCUCACUGGGGAAAUUAUUUUAUUUAACAUGAGUGAGAUGUGCGCCGGAGAAGGCAGCCGAAGCUAUUUAUAAAACGUGUACCUUCUUCCGAGCUCUCUCCCCUUUGUGAAGGGCACAGCAACUCUACCCUUGAUGGAUAGAGAUUUAUGCAAUGUGUUUUACCAGGUAGAGUGACAGACCUUGGCUGUCCCUGGAAUUGAGAAUCUAGACCUUAUUUCCAGGCAGGGAACACUGUCCUCAGAAAUGGGACUUCCGAUUAUGAAACAAGGUAACCAACAUCUUCUAAUACAUACAGAACACAGGUUCCAGGGCGCAUCGGGUUGGUGUGAUACAGACUAGGGUUUUGUGGUCAAAUAUGCUUAAGAAACAAAGUUAAGUCAGUUUCCUUUCUGCAGGACUUUUCAGAGCCUUGAAUGCGUGCUGUGCAUGGUGAAUACCCAAGAACAAUCCUUGAGUCUGUAGCAUUUCCUGAACUUACAUGACGAGGAUACUCUCUUUUGCAGAUCACCCCACAGAGUUCGGGUUCCACCGAAUAUACUUUGCUUAGGUUGAUUUAGCAUAUCUGAGGUCUUCAAGGAUGAAAACUGCCACCCCAACACCCUUCCAUUAAAAAAAAUACAAAAUAGCACCACAGUCUUGUCUCCAUCUGGUUUAUAGCAACAGAGGUACUUUAUUAAAUGAAUUAAGCUUUUACUUAAGUGCAAUGGUUCUAAUCCUGGAUACUGCCAUGGACUACGAUUCCAUCCCUCCCAGAGGGAGUGGAGGAAGUCUUGGGUGGUGUGGACAGAAGGAAGAGAAAAGAGGACAAGUGGGUAUAGAGCCCAGGGUGGCUCCCUACUCCUCAAGCUCAAAAGGGUGCUCAGUGGGAACAGAUGAUCUCUGAGAUGAGAUGAGUGCUUCUUCAGUUUCGUAGUUUGGAAUCAUUCACUGUGUGCUUUUUGGGAUUUUAAAUGGAAAUUCACAUAGUUUUGCAUUUCUGUGUCCGUCUUUGAUCGGUUGUGCAAGUCUGCUCACUGUCAUGUGCAGAUGGCCUUCUUUCAUCUGGCUUCUCUCUCUUAAGUGAGAAAGAUUGUCCUUCAGGGGACAUGACAUCAAUAGGCUUCUGGAACGAGGGACUCUCUCUCCCCAUGUUUUGCUUGGUGUUCACAUUUUCUUUUCUAAUGGCAUUGAAACUUUAAAAAAUAUGGAUUCAACUGUUUUUGCAACAUGUAGAAAGUAUUCUGUGUCCUUGGUUAAAGAAAUCUGGUGAAGUGUGCCUGAAAGAUGAAAGUUUGUGUUUUUUACAGAGGACUAUUUGAAACUGCUCUCUCUGCAUGCUUAGUUGGAGAAAAGUACAGGCAGGCAUGCCACCUCCCAGCCGCUUCUCAAAGGUGCUGCUGUGUCUUAAAGACCAGGUACAGGCAGGGCAGUAUUUGCAAGGACAUUCCUGCUUGCUUUAUCCCGUUGGUUGGAAAGCUCUAGAUGAUUCCCGCAGCUCCUCCAGAUCCCCGCUCCCUGCCCUCCCCAGCUGGUCUGGGAAGAAGGUGAUCUGCUGACCUGUGGUGUCUCAGAGGGGACGUUCCUCCUCCCCACUGUGCACCAGGCGAGCUGCACCCACCUGCUUGUUCAGGAUGUGGAUGCCACAGGAGAGCAGUGGGCAGUGGAAACUGCAGUUGCACCAGUUCUCCUGGUGGCGAAGGCAUGGAAGCACAAGGGUCUAAUCCAUGCUACUAGAAAGCUCCACAGCAAAGUGUACGGGUCCCAUGAAUGGUUAACUGGUGGGGUCUGGACCAGUGCUGAGACAGUGUUGGCAGAAGAAGCAGAGGCACUCUGCUUGCUUUCCUAGUCAGUCCUCCCCUACACACACACACACACACACACACACACACACACACACACACACACAUCUCAGCUGCCCCAUUCUGUGCAACCCCAGUGACCAAAUCCCUUCCUUCCUUGCCUACUUCUAUGUCAGCAGGACUGAGCGCGUCACUCCCCCGAGUUCCCACUACCCGCGUUUCCUCCAACCUUUUUCCAUCACAACCAGUUAGAACCCUACAGGCAACAAGGCCUUCCAGAAUCUGCUUGACCCUUGGCUGAAAACAUGCAAAUUUCAGUCUGCUUCACUUUGUUAGGUCCAGAAGGAGCUGCCCAUACUACUUUCUUAUGAGCAUGCUCAGUAUGACAUAUGGACAUGUAAUUUCACAUCUUCGUGGAGUGUGAUUUUCUUUUUUUACAUAUUUGUAUGCAGUAGAGGGCCUGUUGUAGAAAACUCUCCCUGUAUCUUGCUGUACUGUUAAAGAAAGCUGAAUUCCACAUUGCCAACAAAAGCGUGAAAAAUGUUCAUGAACCUUCCUCCAGGAAAAGCCAUUCAAGCCUGAUUAUUUUUCUAAGUAACUUCAAUUAAAUUGAAGAAAAAA
Messenger RNA from Sapajus apella (tufted capuchin), 6090 nucleotides. It is a transcript of the gene CHST11, whose product is annotated as carbohydrate sulfotransferase 11. The coding region runs from base 806 to 1849 and encodes 347 amino acids. The record is from RefSeq and is a predicted model, not a curated record. The transcript has 3 exons. Gene Ontology annotation, molecular function: sulfotransferase activity. NCBI's taxonomy places the organism in Eukaryota, Metazoa, Chordata, Mammalia, Primates, Cebidae. Gene Ontology annotation, biological process: carbohydrate biosynthetic process; proteoglycan biosynthetic process. Gene Ontology annotation, cellular component: membrane.